AUGGCCACAGCCCAUCCCGCAACCAUCUCCGUCGGCGACAAGCUCCCCGCCGCCACCCUCUCCUACUACGAUUCCACCGGAGAUUUGAAGACCGUCUCGAUAUCCGACCUCACCUCCGGCAAGAAGGUCGUCCUCCUCGCCGUCCCCGGCGCUUUCACCCCGACCUGCUCGCAGAAGCACCUCCCAGGGUUCGUGGAGCACGCCGCCGAGUUCAAGGCGAAGGGAAUCGACACCGUCGCCUGCGUCUCCGUCAACGACACGUUCGUGAUGAAAGCGUGGAAGGCCGAUCUGAAGAUCGGGGACGAGGUGCUGCUGCUGAGCGACGGCAACGGCGAUUUCACCCGGGCGAUCGGGUGCCAGAUCGAUCUGAGCGAUUCUCCGGCGGGUUUGGGGGUCCGAUCGAGGAGGUACGCCAUGUAUGUUGAAGAUGGAGUUGUGAAGAUCCUGAAUUUAGAGGAAGGAGGCGAUUUCAGUGUUAGCAGCGCCGAGGAUCUGCUCAAGGCCAUCUGA
Messenger RNA from Striga hermonthica, 510 nucleotides. Lineage: Eukaryota; Viridiplantae; Streptophyta; Magnoliopsida; Lamiales; Orobanchaceae. The record is from the annotation of a GenBank genome assembly.